Molecule: messenger RNA, 225 nt
Organism: Mesorhabditis belari
Lineage: Eukaryota; Metazoa; Nematoda; Chromadorea; Rhabditida; Rhabditidae
Source: the annotation of a GenBank genome assembly
AUGAAAAGAACUUAUUUUGUUCGUUAUUUGACUUUAAAGAAUGCCGCAAAAUGGGGUGAGGAAUACGCAUACGGUGGUGCCGCUGGAGGAGGACAACAGCAAUCGGGCGGUGGUGGCGGUGAACAACAACAACAACAACAACAACAACAGCAACAACAAAAGCAACAGCUUCCCCCCGGAGUGACCAAGCCUCGCACUGAUGUUUCUUGCUACAUGGGACCCAUC